Molecule: messenger RNA, 1347 nt
Organism: Cadophora gregata
Lineage: Eukaryota; Fungi; Ascomycota; Leotiomycetes; Helotiales; Ploettnerulaceae
Gene: YCK1
Product: casein kinase I
Exons: 5
Coding region: 1-1347 (448 amino acids)
Biological process (GO): signal transduction; endocytosis; peptidyl-serine phosphorylation
Cellular component (GO): nucleus; cytoplasm
Molecular function (GO): protein serine/threonine kinase activity; ATP binding
Source: RefSeq, a predicted model, not a curated record
AUGGCUUCCUCAUCAUCAAAUGUCGUCGGUGUCCACUACCGUGUCGGCAAGAAGAUCGGAGAGGGUUCUUUUGGUGUGAUUUUCGAGGGGACAAAUCUGUUGAACAAUCAACAGGUUGCCAUCAAAUUCGAACCUCGAAAGAGUGACGCCCCACAAUUGCGAGACGAGUACCGGACAUACAAGAUUCUUGUUGGCUGCCCUGGGAUCCCUAAUGUCUAUUAUUUCGGCCAAGAAGGCCUUCACAACAUACUGGUCAUUGAUCUCCUCGGACCGUCUCUGGAGGAUCUCUUUGACCACUGCAACAGAAGGUUUUCCACCAAGACGGUGGUAAUGGUAGCGAAGCAGAUGCUGUCACGAGUCCAAACGAUCCACGAGAAGAAUCUUAUCUAUCGUGAUAUCAAGCCUGACAACUUCCUUAUUGGCCGACCUGGAUCCAAAUCUGCUAAUGUGAUACAUGUCGUUGAUUUUGGAAUGGCAAAGCAAUACCGAGACCCAAAGACGAAGCAACACAUUCCAUACCGGGAAAGGAAAUCACUAUCUGGUACCGCGAGGUACAUGAGCAUCAACACCCACUUGGGCCGUGAACAAUCGAGAAGAGACGAUCUGGAGGCACUGGGACAUGUUUUCAUGUAUUUCCUGAGAGGAGGACUUCCAUGGCAAGGACUUAAGGCCGCGACCAACAAGCAGAAGUACGAGAAGAUUGGAGAGAAGAAGCAGACCACUGCUAUCAAGGAUCUCUGUGAUGGCUUCCCGGAGGAGUUCAACAAGUACUUGAGCUACGUCCGAAAUCUUGGCUUCGAGGAUACCCCUGAUUAUGACUACCUCCGAGAUCUGUUCACCCAGGCAUUGAAGAACACUGGGGAGGUUGAGGAUGGCGAAUACGACUGGAUGAAGCUCAACAACGGCAAGGGAUGGGAGGCUAUGAAGCAACACCCUUCGCAGCAUAUGCUACACCAGCCCAAUGCUCAACCAGGAGCAUCAAAUAGAGAGUUGCACGGAACAACACGCGGAGGAAAUAGCACGCCAGGUCACCUUACUGCCGCCCGUUUAAACGCCGCGCAACCCCCGCCACCGUCCCCAAUCAAGCCGGGGAUGGGCAAGACGCGCGAUCGACCAAACGCCCCAGGCGGGUUGGUCCCAAAACGCAGCAGCGGAGCGGCGGGGGGCCUCCAAGACGUCGCUACUCCCACAGGCUCAACCCAGGCACAGUUCCAGAACAGCUCGAACAACCUGCCUCAGCGGAUGACGCCCCAGCCAAACAUGAGCGCUCAACCCCAGAACGGGAGGGCCUCAGAACCUCAACCGUCGGGCUUCCAGAAGCUGAUGAAAGCUCUAUGUUGCGGAUGA